This is a messenger RNA of Myotis myotis, 5019 nucleotides long. RefSeq names its product AT-rich interactive domain-containing protein 2-like. Gene Ontology annotation, biological process: regulation of DNA-templated transcription. The transcript has a single exon. Gene Ontology annotation, cellular component: SWI/SNF superfamily-type complex. The record is from RefSeq and is a predicted model, not a curated record. NCBI's taxonomy places the organism in Eukaryota, Metazoa, Chordata, Mammalia, Chiroptera, Vespertilionidae. Gene Ontology annotation, molecular function: DNA binding. Bases 79 to 4995 code for a protein of 1638 amino acids.
UGGUAGGAAGCGCGGGGAGCGGGGGGCGCUUUUAAAACACCGAUCUGGGUUUUCUUUAAAACCUCCUUUGAAAAAAUAAUGGCAAACUCGACGGGGAAGGCGCCUCCGGACGAGCGGAGAAAGGGACUCGCUUUCCUGGACGAGCUGCGGCAGUUCCACCACAGCCGAGGGUCGCCUUUCAAGAAAAUCCCCGUGGUGGGUGGGAAGGAGCUGGAUCUGCACGGUCUCUACACCAGAGUCACUACUUUAGGCGGAUUCGCGAAGGUUUCUGAGAAGAAUCAGUGGGGAGAAAUUGUUGAAGAGUUCAACUUUCCCAGAAGUUGUUCUAACGCUGCCUUUGCUUUAAAACAGUAUUACUUGCGUUACCUAGAAAAGUACGAGAAAGUUCAUCAUUUUGGGGAGGAUGAUGAUGAAGUACCACCAGGCAAUCCAAAGCCACAGCUUCCUAUUGGUGCAAUUCCAUCUUCCUACAAUUACCAGCAACACAGUGUAUCAGAUUAUCUUCGUCAAAGUUAUGGGCUAUCUAUGGACUUCAAUUCGCCAAAUGAUUAUAACAAAUUGGUGCUUUCACUGUUAUCUGGACUCCCAAAUGAAGUGGAUUUUGCUAUUAAUGUAUGCACUCUUCUGUCAAAUGAAAGCAAACAUGUCAUGCAACUUGAAAAAGACCCUAAAAUCAUCACUUUAUUACUUGCUAAUGCUGGGGUGUUUGACGACACUUUAGGAUCCUUUUCUACUGUAUUUGGAGAAGAAUGGAAGGAGAAGACUGAUAGAGAUUUUGUUAAGUUUUGGAAAGACAUUGUUGAUGAUAAUGAAGUCCGUGACCUUAUUUCUGAUAGAAACAAGUCUCAUGAAGGUGCAUCAGGAGAAUGGAUUUGGGAGUCUUUAUUUCAUCCACCUCGAAAGCUGGGCAUUAAUGAUAUUGAAGGACAGCGGGUACUUCAGAUUGCAGUGAUUUUGCGAAACCUUUCUUUUGAGGAGGGAAAUGUUAAGCUCUUGGCAGCUAAUCGUACCUGUCUUCGUUUCCUAUUACUUUCUGCACAUAGUCAUUUUAUUUCCCUAAGGCAAUUAGGCCUUGACACAUUAGGAAAUAUUGCAGCUGAGCUUUUAUUGGAUCCUGUUGAUUUCAAAACUACUCAUCUGAUGUUUCAUACUGUUACAAAAUGCCUAAUGUCAAGGGAUAGAUUUUUAAAGAUGAGGGGCAUGGAAAUUUUGGGAAAUCUUUGCAAAGCAGAAGAUAAUGGUGUUUUGAUUUGUGAAUAUGUCGAUCAGGACUCAUACAGAGAGAUCAUUUGUCAUCUCACUUUACCUGAUGUACUGCUCGUAAUCUCAACACUCGAGGUGCUAUAUAUGCUCACAGAAAUGGGAGAUGUAGCUUGUACAAAAAUUGCUAAAGUAGAAAAGAGCAUAGACAUGUUAGUAUGUCUAGUUUCUAUGGAUAUUCAAAUGUUUGGCCCUGAUGCACUAGCUGCAGUAAAACUCGUUGAACAUCCAAGUUCCAGUCAUCAAGUUUUAUCUGAAAUUAGGACGCAAGCUGUAGAGCAAGUUCAAACCCAGAUCCAUGUAGCAGCUGCCCCAGCUUCCAGAGCAGUUGUAGCACAGCAUGUUGCUCCACCUCCAGGAAUAGUGGAAAUAGAUAGUGAGAAGUUUGCUUGUCAGUGGCUAAAUGCUCAUUUUGAAGUAAAUCCAGAUUGUUCUGUCUCUCGAGCAGAAAUGUAUUCUGAGUACCUCUCAACUUGCAGUAAAUUAGCUCGUGGUGGAAUCCUAACAUCAACUGGAUUUUAUAAAUGUCUUAGAACGGUGUUUCCAAAUCAUUCAGUGAAGAGAGUGGAGGAUUCCAGUAAUAGUGGGCAGGCGCAUAUUCAUGUAGUAGGAGUAAAACGGAGGGCUAUACCACUUCCCAUUCAGAUGUACUAUCAGCAGCAACCAGUUUCUACUCCUGUUGUUCGUGUUGAUUCUGUUCCUGAUAUAUCUACAAGUCCUUCACCUGCAGGAAUCCCUCAUGGACCACAAACUGUAGGAAACCAUUUUCAGAGGACUCCUGUUACCAAUCAAUCUUCAAAUUUGACUGCAACACAAAUGUCUUUUCCAGUACAAGGUGUUCAUACUAUGGCACAGACUGUUUCAAGAAUUCCACCAAAUCCUUCAGUUCAUACCCACCAGCAACAAAAUGCUCCGGUGACUGUCAUUCAAAAUAAAGCUCCAAUUCCUUGUGAAGUUGUUAAGGCUACAAUGAUCCAGAAUUCUAUACCCCAGACGGCAGUUCCUGUUAGUAUUGCUGUAGGAGGAGGAGCUGCACAGAGUUCUGUGGUUCAGAAUCAUAGUACAGGGCCACAGCCUGUUACAGUUGUAAAUUCCCAGACAUUGCUUCAUCAUCCAUCUGUAAUUCCACAACAGUCUCCAUUACAUACCGUGGUACCAGGUCAGAUACCUUCUGGCACUCCUGUUACUGUAAUUCAACAAACUGUCCCACAGAGUCAUAUCUUUGGCAGAGUACAGACCAUGCCAGCAUGUACUUCUACAGUUUCACAGGGUCAACAGUUGAUCACCACAUCACCCCAACCUGUGCAAACUUCAUCUCAACAGACAUCAGCUGGUAGCCAGCCACAAGACACUGUUAUCAUAGCACCCCCACAGUAUGUAACAACUUCUGCAUCUAAUAUUGUCUCAGCAACUUCAGUACAGAAUUUUCAGGUAGCUACAGGACAAAUGGUUACUAUUGCUGGUGUCCCAAGUCCACAACCCUCAAGGGUAGGGUUUCAGAAUAUUGCACCAAAACCUCUCCCUUCUCAGCAAGUUUCAUCAACGGUGGUACAACAGCCUAUUCAACAACCACAGCAGCCAACCCAACAAAGUGUAGUGAUUGUAAGCCAGCCAGCUCAACAAGGUCAGACUUAUGCACCAGCCAUUCACCAAAUUGUUCUUGCUAAUCCAGCAGCUCUUCCAGCUGGUCAGACAGUUCAGCUAACUGGACAACCAAACAUAACUCCAUCUUCCUCACCAUCACCUGUCCCAGCUUCUAAUAACCAAGUCCCUACUGUCAUGUCAUCUUCUUCCACCCCUCAAUCACAGGGACCACCUCCUACUGUCAGUCAAAUGCUAUCUGUGAAAAGACAGCAGCAGCAGCAUUCACCAGCACCUCCACCUCAGCAGGUACAAGUACAAGUUCAGCAGCCACAAGUACAGAUGCAAGUUCAACCACAGCAAACAAAUGCAGUUGGUCAGCCUGCUUCUGGUGAGUCAAGCCUAAUAAAACAGUUGCUGCUUCCAAAACGUGGUCCUUCAACUCCAGGUGGUAAGCUUAUUCUCCCAGCUCCACAGGUUCCUCCCCCUAAUAAUGCAAGAGCGCCUAGCCCUCAGGUGGUAUACCAGGUGGCCAAUAACCAAGCAGCAGGUUUUGGAAUGCAGGGGCAAACUCCAGCACAGCAGCUGUUAGUUGGGCAGCAAAAUGUUCAGUUGGUCCAAGGUGCAAUGCCAUCCACAGGGGGAGUGCAAACCGUGCCCAUCUCGAACUUACAAAUAUUGCCAGGUCCACUGAUCUCAAAUAGCCCAGCAACCAUUUUCCAAGGGACUUCAGGCAACCAGGUAACCAUAACAGUUGUGCCAAAUACAAGUUUUGCAACUGCAACUGUGAGUCAGGGAAAUGGAACUCAGCUAAUUGCUCCAGCAGGAAUUACCAUGAGCGGGACCCAGGCAGGAGUUGGACUUCAGGUGCAAACACUUCCAGCCAGUCAAGCAUCUCCAGCUGGACAAUCAUCUUGUACUACUGCUACUCCCCCAUUCAAAGGUGAUAAAAUAAUUUGCCAAAAGGAGGAGGAAGCAAAAGAAGCAACAGGUUUACAUGUUCAUGAACGUAAAAUUGAAGUCAUGGAGAACCCGUCCUGCAGACGAGGAACCAUGAACACCAGCAAUGGGGAUACAAAAGAAAAUGAAAUGCAGGUGGGAAGUCUUUUAAAUGGGAGAAAGUACAGUGACUCAAGUCUACCUCCUUCAAACUCAGGGAAAAUUCAAAGUGAGGCUAAUCAGUGCUCACUAAUUAGUAAUGGGCCAUCAUUAGAAUUAGGUGAAAAUGGAGCAUCUGGAAAACAGAACUCAGAACAAGUGGACAUGCAGGAUAUCAAAAGUGAUUUGAGAAAACCUUUAGUUAAUGGAAUCUGUGAUUUUGAUAAAGGAGAUGGUUCUCAUUUAAGCAAAAACAUUCCAAAUCACAAAACUUCCAAUCAUGUAGGAAAUGGUGAGAUAUCUCCAAUGGAACCACAAGGGACACUAGAUGCCACUCAGCAAGAUACUGCCAAAGGUGAUCAACUAGAAAGAAUUUCUAAUGGACCUGUAUUAACUUUGGGUGGUUCAUCAUCUGUGAGCAGUAUACAGGAGACUUCAAAUGUGGCAACACAGCAAUUUAGUGGUACUGAUUUGCCUAAUGGACCUCUAACUUCAAGUUUGAAUUCAGAUGUGCCUCAGCAACGCCCAAGUGUGGUUGUCUCACCACAUUCUACAACCUCUGUCAUACAGGGGCAUCAAAUUAUAGUUCCCCACUCAGGAUCAAGAGUGUCCCAUUCUCCUGCCCUACCAUCUGAUGUUCGGUCUACAAAUGGCACAGCAGAAUGCAAAACUGUAAAGAGGCCAGCAGAGGAUAAUGAUAGGGAAACAGUCACAGGAAUUCCAAAUAAAGUAGGUGUUAGAAUUGUUACAAUCAGUGACCCCAACAAUGCUGGCUGCAGUGCAACAAUGGUUGCUGUGCCAGCAGGAGCAGAUCCAAGCACUGUAGCUAAAGUAGCAAUAGAAAGUGCUGUUCAGCAAAAGCAGCAGCAGCCAUCAUCAUACAUACAGAAUGUGGUCCCACAGAACACUCCUAUGACGCCUUCACCAGCUGUACAAGUGCAGAGCCAGCCUAACAGUUCUCAGCCUUCUCCAUUCAGUGCAUCUAGUCAACAUGGGGAUUCAGUGAGAAAACCUGGACACAACUUCAUGUGUCUGUGGCAGUCUUGUAAAAAGUAAAUGGCAAUUUUAUUUAAUAUACAU